AUGGUGAGCACCGACGCCGCCAGAAACAUCGUCGGGAUCAUUGGUACGUAAGAGCCGCACGGUUUCCCAUGAUGAUCCCCUUUUAUAUGGAACAAGAGGUCCUUCGUCAAGGUUUUUCUUUUGCGCAGUCAUUCUCUCUCAUUUAUGUUUUCUUUCUCUCUCUAGGGAAUGUGAUCUCCUUCGGACUCUUCCUCUCCCCAGUGUAAGUUCCUCUAUCCAGCCCUAAAAGAUUCCUCUGCAAGACCUAGCGAGGUUUGUGUUCUUACGUGAGAUGCGGCAGGCCGACUUUCUACAAGAUAUGGAGGAGGAAAGCGGUGGAAGACUUCUCACCCAUCCCCUACCUCGCCACCUUCCUCAACUGCAUGAUGUGGAUCUUCUACGGGAUCCCCGUCGUCCACCCGCACAGCCUCCUCGUCGUCACCAUCAACGGCACCGGCCUCGCCCUCGAGACAAUCUACCUCAUCAUCUUCCUCCUCUACUCCACCCCCUCCAGGAGGGUGACGACCGAAGACUAAAUCCUUCCGCUAAAUCUGCUGUGUUUAGUCCAUCCACCUAUCUCAGACGCUGUUCUGUCCUCCCGAUGGCUUCUCAGUGUAGGGUUCUCCAGUACAUCACUGCGGAGUUGGCGUUCAUGGCGGCGGUGGUGGUCGGCGUCCUCAUGGGCUCUCACACGCACGAGAAGAGGUCCCUCAUUGUCGGCGUGAUGUGCGUCAUCUUCGGCACCUGCAUGUACGCCUCUCCCCUGGCCGCCAUGGUAAGCUAGACUUUUCGAACCCCAUGUCUCUCUCUCUAACCAUCUAUCUAUCUAUCGAUCGAUCUCUAUCUAUCCAUUUGAACUCCAUGGAUGGGAAUGGGAAUGGACCAUUUGAUGGGCAGAGGAACGUGGUGAAGACGAGGAGCGUAAAGUACAUGCCCUUCUGGCUCUCCCUGGCUUCCUUUCUGAACGGCAUCUGCUGGACGCUCUACGCGCUCAUCCGCUUCGACAUCUUCAUCACGGUGAGUCCGCUCUCCCCGCCGCCGGCCCUCCCUGGCUGAGAUCAUCGCUUCAUCUCGUUCGUUACCAUUGCCUGCAGAUCCCCAACGGCCUUGGAGCGCUCUUCGGGGCGGCGCAGCUGGUGCUGUACGUCUGCUACUGCGGGUCUACCCCAAGGGACGAGCCCAAGGCGGAGAUCCAGCUGCCGACGGCGACGGGGGCCGCCCACAAUGAUGGCGGCGUAUCUUCCAUCUCCGUUCAGUGA
Molecule: messenger RNA, 1238 nt
Organism: Spirodela intermedia
Lineage: Eukaryota; Viridiplantae; Streptophyta; Magnoliopsida; Alismatales; Araceae
Source: the annotation of a GenBank genome assembly